Clunio marinus is the source of this 207-nucleotide messenger RNA. NCBI's taxonomy places the organism in Eukaryota, Metazoa, Arthropoda, Insecta, Diptera, Chironomidae. The record is from the annotation of a GenBank genome assembly.
AUGGCUAAGUUAUUGCAAGUAUCGCACAACAUCGAACACAUUCAAUCAGACUCGUCAACCUUCAUGAGCAGCACAAUUAAUAUUUCAUAUUUUAAUUUAUCCAUUUGGGAAAUCAGGAAGGUUUGGGAGAAUAUUAAUGUUGAAUUAGUAGCAUUAAUAAGUUGUUUGCAUGUUAAUAAUCGUCACAUUCAUCCAAUGAAAUAUUAA